AUGAAUCAACCAAUCGAUCGAUCAUUCGCAGUGGCGGACGUGGUGCUGUGGCGGCGAGGCCGGGCGGACCUGACCGCGCUGCUGCUAGCGGCCACCGUCGCCUCCUGGAUCCUCUUCAACCGCGCCUCCGGAUACACGGCCGUCUCACUGGCUGCCGACGUGCUGCUCCUCCUGCUGGUGGUGCUCUACGCAUGGUCCAGGGCCGCGCGCCUCCUCGGCCGCCCCGCCCCGUCCAUCCCCGACCUGCAGCCGGCGGCCGACGAGCUCGUCGCGCUGGUCCGCUCCGGCCUCGCCCGCCUCGCCUCCGCCUUCCGCCGCGUCGCGCAGGGCCAACCCGGCUCCGGGCGCGUCUUCGCCUGCCUCGCCGCUGCCGCCCUGCCCGGCGGCCUCGCGCGCGACCUCCCCACCCUUUUCAUAGCAGGAACUGGAAUCUGUGUGUUCGGGCGGUUUGCUCUAUCCCUCUCGUAACAAGUGGGGUUUGGAUGGGUUCCAAUGGGCUAAUAGGGGGGUUAGCCCACUUAAUAUUCUGCCCGUCCAGUGGGAAUCCACUAAUGCAAUUUAAGUGGGAUGGGAUUCUUAAUCCCACUUAUUCCCACCCCACCUGCAAUGUGACUUCUACUCCCUCCGUUCGAAAUUACUUGUCGCGAAAAUGGAUGUAUCUAGACGUAUUUUAGUUCUAGAUACAUUCAUUUUCGAGAUAAGUAAUUCCGAACGGAGGGAAUAGUAUAUAGAAACAGGGUGCAAAAGGAAAACGCGGUAUACAGUUUCUUUUUGAAUAGUUUGGAUUGCCUACCACAGGUGGUCCACAGUUUUUACGAGGAACAUAGUUUGGGUCUACUUCUACGGGCAGAUAAGA
Molecule: messenger RNA, 856 nt
Organism: Triticum aestivum (bread wheat)
Lineage: Eukaryota; Viridiplantae; Streptophyta; Magnoliopsida; Poales; Poaceae
Product: reticulon-like protein B10
Exons: 1
Coding region: 1-468 (155 amino acids)
Biological process (GO): response to bacterium
Source: RefSeq, a predicted model, not a curated record